This is a messenger RNA of Salvia splendens (bonfire salvia), 1065 nucleotides long. RefSeq lists its product as uncharacterized. The record is from RefSeq and is a predicted model, not a curated record. The transcript is spliced from 6 exons. NCBI's taxonomy places the organism in Eukaryota, Viridiplantae, Streptophyta, Magnoliopsida, Lamiales, Lamiaceae. Bases 1 to 1065 code for a protein of 354 amino acids.
AUGGGGAUGCCGGCGCCGUUGCAGUGGAGCUCCACCCUUGCCUCCGACCAGCGGGGCCUGUUCAAGCACCCUGGAAUGCCCAUAUAUAGGCCUAAAUCAUGGAGUUGUGGUGUGUUCAAGAUGCUUGGCGUCUACCCCUCCCCCCCCAAUUUCUUCCGCAGCAACCCUAGCUCUUCACACCACGUUUCUGUCGCAGUAAUCGUCGGUGCUCUUGUUAGCGUGGUGAAUUUUUCCAGCUCCGACAAUUCCCCAAGAACCCCAGGUGGGACUGUAUCGUAUUAUGUAAAUAAGGUUCUUGCUGCUGUACUUAGUCUUCAUAAUGUUCUCCUUACGAAGCCUUCACCCGUUCCGGAUGAUUGCAUCGACCAUCGUUGGAUGUGGUUUAAGGGUUGUCUCGGCGCGCUGGACGGCACCCAUAUUAGUGUAUUAGUGCCGACCGAUGACAAACCACGGUAUAGAUCGAGGAAAGGGCAGAUAUCAACUAAUGUUCUCGGUGUGUGUGAUCGUCAAAUGCAGUUUGUGUAUCUACUCCCUGGCUGGGAAGGGUCGGCAGGAGACUCCCGCGUCCUCAAGGAUGCAGUUUCACAUGCUGAUGGUCUAAAAGUACCACAAGGUUGCUAUUACCUGUGUGAUAAUGCUUAUGCAAAUUGUAAUGGGUUCCUAACACCCUUCAAGGCAGUACGCUAUCAUCUCAAGAAGUUUGGUCCCGGCACAGAAGCUCCCCAAAACCCGAAGGAAUUAUUCAAUAUGCGGCAUACCAAAGCGAGAAAUGUGAUUGAACGCGCUUUUGGAGUUUUGAAAAUGCGGUGGGGUAUUCUAAGGAGCGCUUCAUAUUACCCUAUAAGAACGCAAAUCCGUCUAAUCAUGGCGUGCUUUCUACUCCAUAAUUUUAUUCGCCGCGAAAUGGAAGUUGAUCCGGUGGAACUUGAGCUAGACACGAAUAUGAAUGUAGAGAACGCCGAGGACGACGGCGUUAGUGGGGAUUAUGUUGACUGUGUUGAGCCGUCCUCCGAUUGGACGCAUUUCAGAGAUAGCCUAGCUGUCAAUAUGUGGAAUAACAGAUGA